GUCCAGUAAUUUGGGUAGCAUGGCUAAGUACAAGUGGUGCUCCUUGCAGCUCCCUCACCCUGGUCUUCAAAGCUUAGUGCUGGGCAAAAUUGUGUCUCCAGAUGAACAGUUAUAUCCAUCUCAGGUAAUAUGUAUUUGAAGCCAUGUAAUGUUUAACAGAGGAAAACAGCAGUAUGACUAAAGCAGCAAGAAACAGCACAACCCAUAGGAGAGCAAGAGCCUUCUGAAUGUAAUUAGCUGUGAAGAAAGAUGAAGGCCACCCUCUCACUGUGCUUUCUGGUGGCCUUGCUUCACCUCACUGUUCACAGCCUGACCCAGACUGACCACCACAGUGACCAGCCCAAUGCAACUGAACCCCAGGAGCAACAUUCCCACGAGGGAGAUCCUCUUGAGUCCUGCCAGCAGAUAGUCCCCAGCAACACAGACUUUGCCUUUCGGUUUUACAGGCAAGUAACCACCCAAGAACCUGGCAAGAACAUUUUCUUUUCCCCAGUCAGCAUCUCUACUGCCUUUGCCCUUCUGGCCCUGGGCUCCAGAGCCACCAGCCAGGCUCAGGUGCUGGAAGGACUGGCCUUUAACCUCACCAACACUCAGGAGGAGGAGAUACAUGAUGGCUUUCGUCAUCUCCUCCUCUUGCUGAACCACCCUGGUAACCAGGUGCAGCUGAGUAUGGGGAACACCCUGUUCAUGGACAAUCACCUGAAGCCACUGAAAACAUUUCUGAAGGACAUCAAAAAACUCUACAGAGGAAAUGUUGUUUCUAGUAACUUCCAGAAUUCCACUGAAGCUAAAAAAGAGAUCAAUGACCAUGUAAAGAAUGAAACCCAUGGAAAUAUAAAGCAAAUACUUAAAGAACUUGAUCCAAACACCCUAAUGGUAAUUGUUAACUAUAUUUACUUCAAAGCCUACUGGGAAAAUCCUUUCAGUAUUAGGGGGACCCACAAGGAUUAUUUCCAUGUGAACGCGAAGACCUCAGUUGAAGUGAAGAUGAUGACUCGAGAUGGAUUCUAUAAAGCAUACUCUGACAGGAAGUUGUCUUGCAAGGUGGUGCAGAUUCCUUACAAGGGAGAUGUUGCAGCACUGUUUAUCCUGCCCAAUGAAGGAAAAAUGAAACAGUUGGAACGUGGCCUGACAAAAGACACAGUGUCUAAAUGGGAAAAAUCACUUCAAAGACGGAGGAUAGAAGUGCAUAUUCCAAAACUAUCAGUUUCGGGCACCUAUGACUUAAAGAAGAUCUUAAUGAAUCUGGGUGUAACUGAUGUGUUUUCUGAUCAGGCUGAUCUGUCUGGAAUCACAGGAAACCUCGAUGUGAAGGUUUCAAAAGCUACUCACAAGGCCCUGUUGAAGAUUCAUGAGAAUGGCACAGAGGCUGCGGCAGUCACUGGCAUAGAUUUUCUUCCUCAUUCUGUUCCUCCUGUUGUUAAGUUCGACCGUCCAUUUUUGCUGUUGAUUGUUGAUCAAUAUACUCAGAGCAUCCUCUUCAUGGGAAAAAUUGUAAAUCCAACUGAAAAAUGACUGGUCAGUGACUGGUCUUAUUGAUUUGAAUUGUAUUUUAUAAAAUUAUCAUUCCUUAUGUUUAAAAUUAUAUCAAAACAGCUACUAACAAUUUUCUUUUUCCAAAGAAGUCAGGUAAGAGUGUGUCUUUCUUAAAAACAUUGUUCUUGCUUUCUCCUUCAGUAGAAAGUAACAACUGACAUACACCUGUUAGUGAAUUAUGAAGAAUUUUGUAAAUCAGCCUUUUAGCGAUAAGUGCCAUGUUUGAAAAGCAAGGUAAUAACCAGCUGAGACAAUCAGUUUAAAACACUGUAAAUAAAUAAAGUACGAAUUAA
This is a messenger RNA of Corapipo altera (White-ruffed manakin), 1829 nucleotides long. Its product is annotated as alpha-1-antitrypsin-like. The transcript is spliced from 6 exons. NCBI's taxonomy places the organism in Eukaryota, Metazoa, Chordata, Aves, Passeriformes, Pipridae. Gene Ontology annotation, molecular function: serine-type endopeptidase inhibitor activity. Gene Ontology annotation, biological process: negative regulation of endopeptidase activity. The coding region runs from base 250 to 1515 and encodes 421 amino acids. The record is from RefSeq and is a predicted model, not a curated record.